CUCACUCCCUCCUCUGUGUGCCGCCGAACCCUAGGAGUGUUACAGAGACUCACUCAGCCGCCGAGACAGAGAGCGCGAUGACGACCCGCUUCAAGAAGAACCGCAAGAAGAGAGGCCACGUUAGCGCAGGGCACGGUCGUAUCGGGAAGCACCGCAAGCAUCCCGGAGGUCGCGGUAACGCCGGAGGCAUGCACCACCACCGCAUCCUCUUCGACAAGUACCACCCGGGGUAUUUCGGUAAGGUCGGUAUGAGGUACUUCCACAAACUCCGCAACAAGUUCUACUGCCCCAUCGUCAACGUCGACAAGCUCUGGUCACUCGUCCCCCAGGAGGCCAAGGACAAGGCCACCAAGGACAACGUGCCCCUGAUCGACGUCACUCAGCACGGCUACUUCAAGAUCCUCGGUAAGGGGAAGCUUCCGGUCAACCAGCCCGUCGUGGUGAAGGCCAAGCUCAUCUCUAAGGUUGCUGAGAAGAAGAUUAAGGAAGCCGGCGGCGCUGUUGUGCUCACCGCCUAGGUUUGGUCUCGAGUUUUGCGAAUUCUAGGAGUUUUGAUUUUGUUCUGCGUUUUUUAAAAAUGUUUAUGUGGUUUAGACUGCCUGGAGACAGCUAUGUUAUGUUUUCGGAUAUCGAUAAACGGAUGUUUAAUGGCUUUUCAUGUUUAUGGGAUUUGCUUAAUUAUCUGUG
Messenger RNA from Argentina anserina (silverweed cinquefoil), 687 nucleotides. RefSeq names its product 60S ribosomal protein L27a-3. Gene Ontology annotation, biological process: translation. The transcript has a single exon. Gene Ontology annotation, cellular component: cytosolic large ribosomal subunit; ribosome. NCBI's taxonomy places the organism in Eukaryota, Viridiplantae, Streptophyta, Magnoliopsida, Rosales, Rosaceae. The record is from RefSeq and is a predicted model, not a curated record. Gene Ontology annotation, molecular function: structural constituent of ribosome. The coding region runs from base 78 to 518 and encodes 146 amino acids.